AUGGAGGGAGGAACAGAGCUGAUCCUGCAGGUGAUAGAGACGGACACGCUGCUGAGCGAGGGGUUACAGCUUCUGGGACGAGGACCUAAGCAGCCGUUUCCAUCUCUGGGAACCUUCAUCUCCUCGCUAAGCCAGAGGAGGGAUGCAGGAGGGCGGGGCUUUGCUGUGGGCAUCGGGGGAACCAUGACCGGCUCGCUGGGGAUCAGGCACACAGUGAGGGAGCUGCCGCCCAUCUGCAACGACGUCCGCCAGAAGCAUCGGCUCUCCAUCGACACCCUGCCUCCUGAAGUCAAAGCCCCGUUCCCCUCCGACCCCAUCAUCCCCCUCCGUACCAAGACCACCAGGGAGUUCCAGGAGGACGUGGAGCGCGCCGUUCACUCAGGUGACUGGAGGGAGGUCAGAGAGUUCUACCUGACCACCUUCGACUCCUUCAUAGAAAUCAACGCCGCCUUCAAGCGGGAGGCCAACGGAUUGUUUAACACUAUCGAGGACUCAGGGGUCAACGCCAAGUUCGUCAACGCCGUUUACGACUCGCUCCUCGGCACACCUCAGGACAUCCAGAAGUCUGUUUUAAAAGGGAUCAUCAACAGCCUGCUGAGAGAGUGGAAAGGCCCUCGGACAAAAGACGACCUGCGAGCAUAUUUUGUUCUAAUUCAGAAUCCGCAGUAUUCCAGUACCAGCACCUACGUGAUUUUCGCUCACCUACUGAGGCAGAUCGCAGCGUUGUCUGAGGCCGACCACCACUACCUGGUCCACUGGCUCAAGAGGCAAGUGAAGGUGGUCAGUAAUGAAACAAUCGACUGUUUUUGGUUCCUCAGGUUUUCUUUUUGUCAGUUUCCCUUCAUUCUGUCGACUGUGGUGAAGAAGGCCAUCAUCCAGAAAGACUCGGAGCAGCAGAUGAUCAGUCAGGCCAGACUAAGCCUGGUGAGCAAAGUUUCCAGGAGGCAGAGGGUCGAUAUGAACCUUCUGUUUCUGAACAUCAAAGUUCGACGAGCACAACUCCUCAACGACUCGCUGGAUGAGCUGAUGAGGAAACGGUGCGACCUGAAGAAGAAGCUGCGGGUGACGUUUGUCGGGGAGGCGGGGCUUGACAUGGGCGGCCUGACGAAGGAGUGGUUCCUGCUGCUGGUGCGUCAGAUCUUCCACACCGACUAUGGGAUGUUCUCCUUCAUGAAGGACUCACGCUGCCACUGGUUCAGCAGCUGGAAGUCAGACAACUAUUCAGAGUUCCAGAUGGUUGGAACCCUGAUGGGCUUAGCAGUUUACAACAGCAUAGCUCUGGACAUCCACUUCCCACUCUACUGUUACAGAAAACUCCUCACUCCACCAACGGCACCUUCUGAUCCUAAUGCUUUUGUUGGCAUGGCAACAGCCACCUUGGAUGACCUGCAGCAGGUCAUGCCUGACUUGGCUCAUGGAUUAGCGGAGCUUCUGAGCUACGAGGGAAAUGUGGAGGAGGACUUCUACCUCACCUUCCAGGUGUUCCAGGAGGAGAUGGGCGUCGUCAAAUCCUACAACCUGAAACCCGGUGGAGACAAGAUCCCUGUUACCAAGCAGAACAGGAAGGAGUAUGUCCAGCUCUACAUCGACUUCCUGCUGAAUAAAUCCAUUUACAAGCAGUUUGCUGCCUUCUACCAUGGCUUCCACAGCGUGUGCGCCUCUGACGCCCUCAUGUUGUUGAGGCCGGAGGAGGUGGAGAUGUUGGUGUGUGGGAGUCCGGAGCUGGAUAUGAGCGCUCUGCAGAAAGCUGCUCAGUAUGAAGGCUACGGCAAGAUGGACGCCACUGUGAGGUGUUUCUGGGAUGUGGUGCUGAGCUUCCCUCUGGAGCUUCAGAAGAAGCUGCUGCACUUCGCCACCGGGAGCGACCGGGUUCCUGUGGGAGGGAUGGCCGACCUGAACUUCAAGAUCUCCAAGAUCGACGUUCCAGCGGACUGGCUGCCGAUCUCUCACACCUGCUUCAACCAGAUCUGUCUGCCUCCGUAUCGAACCCGGAAAGAGCUGAAACACAAACUCACCAUCGCCAUCUCCAACGCCGAAGGCUUCGGCCUGGAGUGAUCAGUCUGCAAGCAAAAACGCCAACAGACACUGUUUACGUCGCCUCUGCCCUGAAUAUCUGGGAUCAAACUGCAGAGGAAUUAAGUGGUUGAAUCAACUGUUGCUUUUAUCUUCUGAUAGGCAGAUAAGACCCGAGCUUUAGCUCAACGACAGCUGAAGAACAGCUCUGUUAACCCAUUCAUUUGCACUCUCUAUCAGUUGGUUCUGGUUAUAAACAAUCCUGAUAGAAGGAAACCAAAUAAAGAUGAAUCUGCAACACUGUGCAAAACCUACAAGCAGAAUAUAUGUUUAGGUUCUUAUUGCAGAACUCAGUCAAGAGGCUCUUUAGCUAAAGACGGCGCUCUUUUGACAGAAAAAAAACAGUUUGG
Messenger RNA from Cyprinodon variegatus (sheepshead minnow), 2423 nucleotides. It is a transcript of the gene hectd2, whose product is annotated as HECT domain containing E3 ubiquitin protein ligase 2. Gene Ontology annotation, molecular function: ubiquitin protein ligase activity. Gene Ontology annotation, biological process: protein polyubiquitination. NCBI's taxonomy places the organism in Eukaryota, Metazoa, Chordata, Actinopteri, Cyprinodontiformes, Cyprinodontidae. The record is from RefSeq and is a predicted model, not a curated record. The transcript is spliced from 20 exons. Bases 1 to 2055 code for a protein of 684 amino acids.